AUGCAAAAUAUUCUCCUGAGCAGUUUUUUUGUAUUGCUUCACACGUAUCUACACAUCACUGGCGGCUCAGCAUCGCCGACAUCUAAGGAUAAAAGCAAGUUGGGAUUGAGUAUUAAUGAUUUCGUUUGUAACGGAGACUACGUCAGUAGUUCAAAAGUGAAGCAAAGUAUCGAUACAGCUUGGAAAGCUCUAUUCACCACCCAACCAAAUGAUGUUUAUGUAAAUCAUGUAGAAGAUACUCGGAUAUUCGGUAGCACAUCGAAAACGCUGUUCUCCGGACCUGUUUCUAUCCAUAGUGAUUCUGGUAUACCAGAUGAAGGUUACAAAACCAUUAUCCGGGUCGUCUUUGACUUUCGAAGAAACUUGGUCGGCAUCAUAACAAUCCACAAAAAUGGAGUGCGCCACUGCCGUGAAAUUUUAGGCCUGUCAAACUCAGCCCCAUUCGACGUCAAUUUACAUGAUAUUAUGGGAUAUAAAUGCGCCAAUCAGGUCUUUGAUUUUCAAUACAUUGCAUCUUCGUAUACUGCAGCUUGCAGUGAACUAUUGAGUGGAACUGGACUACCAGGCGAAUACCCAAAAAUCAAAGACGGACCUGGCUUUCCCUACAAUAAACUCUAUGCGUGGCCUCUGUUGCCAGAUAGCAAACUAUAUAAUCAUGGUGAUGCCACUUACAACAAAUUUAUCGUCUUUAGUGACGGCAUUGAGACUCUAAGUGUUUACUAUACCGAUAACUAUCGUGAACACGUUUGUCCUGCUAUAUGGACGAACAAAACGCCAGUCCUUUCCACUCCAGAUUUUUUGAUGAAGCACUACAGAGCUCCUAUUACCUCUGACAGUUUAAUACACUGUCAUGGUAAAAGCUUUGAGCCCCACUACAUUGUUGAUAACAUACAAUUUGCCAAAUAUGCUCAUCAGUUUCUUAGCGAGCACAAAUUAGACUUCAUAUUUCCAGCACCUAUCGGCGACAAAUCUACAUCACCAGGACUAAGUAAUUGGUUAUGGCCGCUUCGUCUUCAAGAGGAUUUCCAUCAAGCGCGCCAACACAGUAUCGAAUACUUUUUACUCCUGAGCGGGUCCUUCGAAUUUCUUGGCGUCUUCUCUUUCGAGCACGAAAAUUAUUCAAAGUGUUUUUCUGAAGCCUCAGACAACUUUUCCCAUGAUAUGCCUCAUAAUUAUUUGCCGCUAUGA
This is a messenger RNA of Blumeria graminis f. sp. triticale, 1188 nucleotides long. The record is from the annotation of a GenBank genome assembly. Lineage: Eukaryota; Fungi; Ascomycota; Leotiomycetes; Helotiales; Erysiphaceae.